GCCCUCGCGCACGUGGUGAGGCCAGCGCCUCAUAAACAAGCCGCAGACACAGUCCGCUGCUCAGUGCGUCUCCCCGCUCAUCAGACGAUGGCACUGGCCGACACGGAGCGCGCGCUGUCCGCCUGCGGGGACGCGGGCCCCCCGUUCCCCGAGAUCAUCGAGCUGAACGUCGGCGGUCAGGUGUAUGUGACCAGGCACAGGACUCUGGUCGCCGUGCCGGACUCGCUGCUGUGGAACAUGUUCUGCAAAAAGUCGCCCAAGGAGUUGGCGAGGGACAGCAAGGGGCGCUUCUUCUUGGACAGGGACGGCUUCUUGUUCCGCUACAUCCUCGACUACCUGCGCGACCUGAACCUGGUGCUGCCGGACUACUUCCCCGAGAAGAGUCGACUGCAGCGGGAGGCGGACUUCUUCCAGCUGCGGGACCUCGCCCGGCGCCUCAGCCCCCGGCUGAGUACGGACAACUCCAUCGGCGAGGAGAUCGGCCAGAGUGACACGGAGGAGGGCGCGCAGCCGUGCGGCGCCUCCGUCGGCGCGGAGACUUUACGCGCCGUGUCCAUCGGCGGCGCCACGCGCUCCCCGUCGCUGGACUCCAGGAAGUCGGGCUACAUCACGGUGGGGUACCGCGGCUCCUACACCAUCGGACGGGACAUCCAGACCGACGCCAAGUUCCGGAGAGUGGCGCGCAUCACGGUGUGCGGGAAGACCUCCCUGGCCAAGGAGGUGUUCGGGGACACGCUGAACGAGAGCAGGGACCCGGACAGGCCGCCGGAGAGGUACACGUCCCGCUACUACCUGAAGUAUAAUUUUCUAGAGCAGGCGUUCGACAAGCUCACAGAGGUGGGCUUCCACAUGGUGGCCUGCAGCUCCACCGGCACCUGCGCCUACACCAGCAACGAUCCGAACGAGGACAAAAUCUGGACGAGCUACACCGAAUAUGUCUUCUGUCGGGACUAACCGACAGAAGAUGUUAAUAGACAGAGAGGGGAUGUCUUUAAUAAGGAAAGUGUUGAAUGGAAACGUUUUGUCAAGGCCGAGGUACUGCAGAAACAUCAGCCCCAUCAUUCCGCAAAUAGCCAAGUAGCAGUAUUACCUGACUCUGAGGUCAACCAGGGACAGAUGCCAAAAAAGAAGAAGAAAAAAGAAUAGAUGAUAUUCAAAGGAAUUUUCUACAGCCGGUCAAGAGAAGAUCAUGCAAUUUGGAUUAUCAAAGUGAGCAAGCAGAGAUUGCAGUUGGAGUCGAAUCCACUCGUCCAAAAGCCCCAUUGUGUGGAAGAGCACCAACGAAAGGCCAUCACCUCUAUUUCAUGGAACUGCAUGUCAGUGUUUCCGUCGUAUCGGACUCAGUGCUGUGUGAAUUUGAGCGGCAUCCAGGAACCAGACGAGCGAGCGGCGAUUAGUAUUCAGUGUCAUUGUAAUUUCCCAUGCUCGGCCUGAUCACAUGUUUUGGCCAAGUUUUUGUAUCAUCCAACGAAUAGGAUCUAAUAGCAGUUCACACGAUAUGAUUGUAAGUGUAUACGUGUUUGCCUGGUAGAGUUUUGUGUUUGUUCAACCUGUUCAGAUGAAAUAAAAUCUUCUACUCGGUUUAUUCUCAGCCCCUUU
Scophthalmus maximus (turbot) is the source of this 1599-nucleotide messenger RNA. It is a transcript of the gene kctd12.1, whose product is annotated as potassium channel tetramerisation domain containing 12.1. The record is from RefSeq and is a predicted model, not a curated record. Lineage: Eukaryota; Metazoa; Chordata; Actinopteri; Pleuronectiformes; Scophthalmidae. Gene Ontology annotation, molecular function: protein binding. Gene Ontology annotation, biological process: regulation of G protein-coupled receptor signaling pathway; protein homooligomerization. The transcript has a single exon. Bases 88 to 954 code for a protein of 288 amino acids. Gene Ontology annotation, cellular component: postsynaptic membrane; presynaptic membrane.